This is a messenger RNA of Trichoderma asperellum CBS 433.97, 465 nucleotides long. RefSeq lists its product as uncharacterized. The record is from RefSeq and is a predicted model, not a curated record. Lineage: Eukaryota; Fungi; Ascomycota; Sordariomycetes; Hypocreales; Hypocreaceae. Gene Ontology annotation, cellular component: membrane.
AUGUGCUCAACCGACAUCUUCCUCGGCAUCCUUGCCAUUCUCUUUCCCCCGCUGCCUGUCUGGGUGAAGUGUGGCAUCUGUAGCGCCGACUCUCUCAUCAACAUCACCCUCUGCAUCCUCGGCUUUAUCCCUGGUCUGCUACACGCCUGGUACAUCAUCGCCAAGUACCCCGAGCCCGCCUACGAAUAUGAGGCCAUCCCCAACGACCACGAAGGUGGCCGAGUCACAUAUGUCUAUGUUCAGACUCCCCAUGGCCCUCACUGCCAGCCACCAAAGCCUCAAGGCUCUUCAAACGACUUGAACUACGGCACCACGUCUAACCAGAGCCCUUCACCCCGGCCACAGCCUCAACAACAGGGUGUAGCAACCUCUGGAGAGGGCAGCUCGAAUCCUGAGAACCAGGGCGUUCCUCCUUCAUACGCCGAGGUUGUUGCUGGCGACCACAAGAUCCAGACGCGAGACUAA